This is a messenger RNA of Phodopus roborovskii (desert hamster), 1084 nucleotides long. It is a transcript of the gene Fgf6, whose product is annotated as fibroblast growth factor 6. Gene Ontology annotation, biological process: fibroblast growth factor receptor signaling pathway; positive regulation of cell population proliferation; positive regulation of gene expression. Lineage: Eukaryota; Metazoa; Chordata; Mammalia; Rodentia; Cricetidae. The transcript has 3 exons. Gene Ontology annotation, cellular component: cytoplasm. The record is from RefSeq and is a predicted model, not a curated record. The coding region runs from base 343 to 969 and encodes 208 amino acids. Gene Ontology annotation, molecular function: fibroblast growth factor receptor binding; growth factor activity.
CCUGGGUAAGUGAGCUGGGCCGGCUGACGUCAGGGUGGUGAUGAAGGGGAGGGCCGGGUUGCUGAACUAUAAUGAUAGGUCAAAUCAAAUAGGAUCACCUCGGGACGGAGCCCUGCAAACUGGAUAGAGAGUGUCCCCAAGCCAUGGUCCCUACCAGCCGCAGCUCAGUCUGGGUCCCACUGCUCUCUACCCGAGUGCCUGUAUCAGGCUUUGGUUUCAUGUCAGCAGCCUUCAUCUGCCUUCCAAAAAUAAGCCCCUGCCGCCAUGCCGCGGGGAGAAAAACAAGAAGGGCGGUAUUUUUAGGGCCAUUAAUUCUGACCACGUGCCUGAGAGGCAAGGUGGAUGGCCCUGGGACAGACGCUGUUCAUCACUAUGUUCCGGGGAGUAGGACGUGUUCAGGGCACGCUGCAGGCUCUCGUCUUCUUAGGCGUCCUAGCGGGCAUGGUAGUGCCCUCACCGGCGGGUACUCGUGCUAACGGCACGCUACUGGACUCCAGAGGCUGGGGCACCCUCCUGUCCAGGUCUCGAGCUGGGCUAGCUGGAGAGAUUUCGGGUGUGAAUUGGGAAAGUGGCUAUUUGGUGGGCAUCAAGCGGCAGCGGAGACUCUACUGCAACGUGGGCAUUGGUUUCCACCUCCAGGUACCUCCCGAUGGCCGGAUCAGUGGAACACACGAGGAGAACCCCUACAGCCUGCUGGAAAUUUCCACAGUAGAGCGGGGUGUGGUGAGCCUCUUCGGUGUGAAAAGCACCCUCUUCAUUGCCAUGAACAGUAAAGGAAGACUAUACACAACGCCCAGCUUCCAAGAGGAAUGCAAGUUCAGAGAAACCCUCCUUCCAAACAAUUACAACGCCUAUGAGUCAGACCUGUACAGAGGGACCUACAUUGCACUGAGCAAAUAUGGACGGGUAAAGCGAGGCAGCAAGGUGUCCCCAAUCAUGACUGUCACUCACUUCCUCCCCAGGAUAUAAGGACCCAUGAGUGAAGGAAGGCUCAGAAAGUGACAGCUGCAUCUUUUCUGUUGGAAUUUUCCGCAAGAGAACAAUUCUGCUCUCUGCUCGUAUCCUGUGAUACGAGCUUAUCUUG